Messenger RNA from Fusarium odoratissimum NRRL 54006, 1717 nucleotides. RefSeq lists its product as uncharacterized. The coding region runs from base 1 to 1653 and encodes 550 amino acids. NCBI's taxonomy places the organism in Eukaryota, Fungi, Ascomycota, Sordariomycetes, Hypocreales, Nectriaceae. The record is from RefSeq and is a predicted model, not a curated record. The transcript is spliced from 7 exons.
AUGGCAAGCCAUCUCGUCGUCCUUCUCCUCGGUAUCCAUGGAAUCCUCGCUUCUGAAGGCCCUGUUGUAGAUCUUGGGUAUGCAAUUUACCAAGGAUCUGUGCAAGAGGAAUCUUCGAAUUUGUACAACUUCUCCAACAUCAGAUAUGGUGAACCGCCGAUAGGUGAUCUUCGAUUCGCGAAGCCUGUUGCUCCCAAAGGACGUAACGUAACCAUAGACAAAGGCGACGUUGGCCGUAUUUGUCCCCAGGCGAUGGCCGCUUGGGAAGUCUACACUUCAUUCACUGGACCGGACUUCCUAAGUGGCAAGAUCUCGACUCUUACAGACGACCACAAACAUGCUCUGCAAGAGCCUUCAGAUCUUAAGAUAGCAAUAGAUUCUAGAGAGACAGAAGAUUGUCUCUUUCUCGACGUUGUCACGCCUGUUGAGACUUUCGAUAGCCCAGUAAAGAAACUGGCGCCCGUGAUAUUCUGGCUGUCUGGAGGCGGAUACACGACUGGUGAGAAAGGCUGGUUUGAUCCAGCAGGUCUCAUCAAGGCGAGCUACGCGUCGAGCCCGGAAGGAUUGGUCUUUGUUUCUGCAAAUUACCGACUUGGUGCUCUUGGAUGGCUUGCUGGAUCGAAACUGGACCCCGAAACGAUGGUAGCCAAUGCGGCACUUUACGACCAGAGACUGGCACUUGAAUGGAUCCAAGAGAAUAUCCAUCAGUUCGGCGGCGAUCCAACUCGUGUGACCAUCAUGGGCGAAUCAGCUGGAGGUGCCAGUAUUUAUCAUCACCUGACCGCUUUUGGAGGCAAAGAUAAGACAACACUCUUCCAGCGGGCAAUCCCUCAGAGCACUGGCUGGGUUCAUAUCGCAAAUGGAAAACUCGAGAAUGAUGUUAUCGACAAGUUCCUCGCUCUUGCCAAAGUUCCAGAUUUGAAAGCGGCUAGAAAGCUGUCAACUGAAGAGGUUCAAGAGGCUAACCGGCUUCUGAUCUCAAACUCUGCUUGGGGAACAAGUACUACUGGUCCAUUCGUAGAUGGGCUAUAUGUACCAGAGAACCCGGAUAAGCUCUUCGCAGAGGGGAGGCAUAUUCAGAAUGUGGAUAUCUUGAUUGGCUUCAACCAAGACGAGGGACUGAUCUUCACAUCUCCCGAGUCGAAUGACAAUGCUGGGUUCCGCAAGUUUUUGGAGUCAACAUACUCCAACGCCAGCCCCGAGACACUUGAUCACAUCGAGACAAAGCUCUACCCACCAGUAUUUGAUGGAAGCUACGGGUACACCAACCAAACGGGUCGUGCCUCCAUCACCAAGGCUGAAUCGGAGUUCACCUGCAAGUACGGAAUCCUGCAGGCCGCGUAUGGAAACCGAGCCAAGAGCUACCGUUUCAACGUUUAUCCCGGCCUUCACGGUAGCGAAAUGCACUAUACUUUCUACAAUGGUCCAAAAAGAAACCCUGAGGUCGAUGAAGCUAUUGCUGUUGGGUUUCAAGAGCUCCUGACGAGCUUCGCAGCGACUGGGAACGCGACUUCGCUGGCCGCUCCUCAGGGGGUGCCAGUGUACGGGGAAGAGAGGCGUAUGCUUUACAUCGGUAACGAGGGCUUCGGUAUCACCACGGAUGCGACUGUUCCAGAGCGCUGCAAGUUCUGGCAAAGUGGGAUUUAUCUGUGAGUUUGUAUUAUCGUCGCAGUUAUUAUGCCAAGAGUCGACUGGCGAAGAGAUGCUUGCGGCAGCC